AUGUUAGAUCACUUAAGUUUUAGUAAAGAGGCCCUUCACAAUGCACAUCACAUUUCCCCAUCCACUCUAAAUCGGUUGAAAUUUGUGAACUCAAAAUUACCAAAAAAAAAUCAAGUCAAGGAAAAUCGAUUAUUAAAAUAA
This is a messenger RNA of Dentiscutata heterogama, 141 nucleotides long. Lineage: Eukaryota; Fungi; Glomeromycota; Glomeromycetes; Diversisporales; Gigasporaceae. The record is from the annotation of a GenBank genome assembly.